Molecule: messenger RNA, 532 nt
Organism: Perkinsus marinus ATCC 50983
Lineage: Eukaryota; Perkinsozoa; Perkinsida; Perkinsidae
Product: 60S ribosomal protein L26-1, putative
Exons: 3
Coding region: 25-456 (143 amino acids)
Biological process (GO): cytoplasmic translation; ribosomal large subunit biogenesis
Cellular component (GO): cytosolic large ribosomal subunit
Molecular function (GO): RNA binding; structural constituent of ribosome
Source: RefSeq, a predicted model, not a curated record
UGGCAGUAGCCGUAGUUGUUUACCAUGAAGUUCUCACCCGCGGUGUCGUCCUCUCGUCGUAAGAGCCGUAAGGCCCACUUCACCGCCCCCUCUGACCAGAGGAGGAUCAUCAUGUCCGCGCCCCUCUCCAAGGAGUUGAGGGCCAAGUACAACGUGAGGUCCGUCCCCAUCCGUAAAGACGAUGAAGUCAUGGUCGUCCGUGGUCACUACAGCGAUCGCGAGGGCAAGGUCACCGCCUGCUACCGUAAGAAGUUCGUCAUUCACAUCGAGCGUCUCACUCGUGACAAGGUGAACGGCUCUCACGCCAACGUCGGUGUCCAUCCCUCCAAGGUGGUCAUCACCAAGCUGAAGAUGGACAAGGACCGCAAGGCUCUCCUUGAGCGCAAGAACCGCUCUAAGGACUCUGGAAAGAAGAGAUACACUGACAAGGACGUCGCGAUGGCUCAGGUUGAUUAAUAUGCUGCUACUAUUGAUAACAACUAAUGUGGUGAAAGCAACGGCUCGACUACCGUCACAGGCUACUGGUCCUAGC